This is a messenger RNA of Aspergillus homomorphus CBS 101889, 777 nucleotides long. RefSeq lists its product as uncharacterized. Bases 138 to 554 code for a protein of 138 amino acids. The transcript has a single exon. NCBI's taxonomy places the organism in Eukaryota, Fungi, Ascomycota, Eurotiomycetes, Eurotiales, Aspergillaceae. The record is from RefSeq and is a predicted model, not a curated record.
CUGACACACUACACGACACGACUCAUGAUAAACAGACACACACACACACACCCAUACACAUGCGCGGCCGGGAUGUGCUGGGGGAGCACAACCAUGAACCAAUUGGGUGUCCCGAAUAGAAUAAAUCAAAACAAAACAUGGGAUUAAAUAAAUCUGUCUUUCGUCUCAGGGGAUUCGGGAUCGAGAUAGACAGAUCCGUUUUUUUUUCUUUUCUUUUCUUUCUGCUUUUGAUCGUGCUCGUCUUGUUCUAUUUUAUUUGGUUGUAUUGUGUAUCGCAUGGCGAUUUGAUUCUUCGAGGUCGGUUUUGUGUAGUUCAGGUUGGGUCUGUUGGUGGCUGCGAUAAGUAUGUACUGUACAUACGGCAGUCACGGGUAGAUGAGAAGGUUUCCGGGUUCGGAAAUCCUUCCAAGGGACGUGCUUCGUGGAUACUAGGUAUACCCUUUACUUUUUUUUUCUUUUUUUGCGUAGGAAGAGGGGUUUCCCCGCCGCAUCGAACAGCUACAACUUACUACUCAGGGAGUACCCUGUCCGGUGUCCGGAGGCGAUGGCGAUGAGAGGUAUCUCAGCCGUACCUCGCCACAUCGAUGGAGGAGAAUCAGAAAAUGAAUGAGCAUCCCUGGUCGCGAUCUUCCUCCCCCCCCCUCCCCACGCAACAACACCACCUUUCAAAAGUCGACAGUCGAUGUGCUUGCUCUGCCGUCCGAGACGGCAGAAGCGGGCAGUGCAGGGGAUUGCUAUUCGAUCGCGGGAAAGGUCAAAGCCUUACGCGGUAGAUUC